This is a messenger RNA of Balearica regulorum gibbericeps (East African grey crowned-crane), 641 nucleotides long. The record is from RefSeq and is a predicted model, not a curated record. Lineage: Eukaryota; Metazoa; Chordata; Aves; Gruiformes; Gruidae.
CUCUUCCUCUCUCCCCCAGACCAGAAGGCAUAGAGCGGCAGUUCAGGAAGAAGUGUGGCAAAUGUGGACUGCUGCUCUUUUAUCAACACCAACAGAAAAAUGCUCCUGUGACGUUCAUUGUUGACGGUGCUGUGGUCAAAUUUGGCCAGGGUUUUGGGAAAACAAACAUCUAUACUCAGAAACAAGAGCCUCCCAAAAAGGUGAUGAUGACCAAACGGACCAAAGACAUGGGCAAGUUCAGUUCUGUCACUGUCUCCACAAUUGAUGAAGAGGAGGAGGAGAUUGAAGCGAGGGAGAUUGCAGACUCCUAUGCACAGAAUGCAAAAGUGAUUGAGAAACAGCUGGAACGCAAAGGCAUGAGCAAAAGAAGGCUACAGGAGUUGGCUGAGCUGGAAGCCAAGAAAGCCAAGAUGAAAGGAACCCUGAUUGAUAACCAGUUCAAAUGAAACACUGCACAUCUGCUGAGUAUUCAGAGACAGGAGAAAGCUACCAGGAGCUAUCGCAGAUCUGUCAACCAAGCAGAAGUAACAGACAAUGUUCAAGGGCAAUGCUUGGAGGUGCUGCAACCAGCUUGGAGGAUGAGUACCUCUCUGACAUAAGUGAUACUCUGGUACCAAUUUUAAUAGCUCCAAUGGCACUGG